Messenger RNA from Setaria italica (foxtail millet), 1705 nucleotides. RefSeq lists its product as uncharacterized. Bases 683 to 1474 code for a protein of 263 amino acids. The transcript has 2 exons. NCBI's taxonomy places the organism in Eukaryota, Viridiplantae, Streptophyta, Magnoliopsida, Poales, Poaceae. The record is from RefSeq and is a predicted model, not a curated record.
GCAAAUAAAGAAUGCGUGGAUGGCCUAGUUUUGAGAAGGGCGACUUUAAAUAAGGCCCUCGGAUCCUGGCGCCCCUCGGGGAGCGGCAUAAUCUCCUUCUGGUAGCCCGUACGCUUCGAUAGGCCCUUGCCUGCACACCAUCGUCAUCGCCAUCACUACCCACACCGGAUGACCAGAGUGUGUGAGAGAGGGACACACCCUUGACUGAACUCCACAGCCCUGUUCUUGUUCUUCCGCUCAAGCAAUCUGUUUAUUCUCCUGAUCAGAAACAAAGAGCAAAGUUUUCCAAUCAGUCUUGUUGCCUGCACUGCUAACUGGGUCAGUUGGGGAUCAAUCUUCUCACACCAUUCCACUGGAUUCCAUUUCCAGAUUCUGCCAAGGAUGGCUCUAUAAUUCUCGCACUUGAUUUUGCUGCUUUAAUUUUGAUUGGUUUAGCUGACAUCUGAGUGUUUCUGAUCACUUGUUUGGCCUUUUUUUUUUCCUUCCCUCUCCCCUGAUCAUCUGUCACCAUUCCAACCCACCAGAUCACUCAACUGAGCAACUGCUAGCUGCCCAGCUCUUGCUCUCCUGUUCUUGGCCACUUCACUUAUCUAGGAUCGAUUCAAUCAAUCAUCUUGCUACUCUGCAUCGAUUGGAUUUGGUUAGGCUGAGAUUGGAUUAGAGGAUUGGGUUCUUGACUCCAAUGCUGAAGAAGACGGCAUCAGGAGGAGCUGCGGCUGCAAUGGGGUGCGGUGACCCCCAAUCGCCCUCACCUCCCCCCACCAAGGUCACCGAUGGCGGCAGGGCGGCCUCUCUGCUGCUCUCCACAAGGUCACUCCCGAGCCUCUUCUCCACGGACGCCCCCAUGAGCCCGACCUCCAUGCCUGAGCAGGCCAAGAACCCGACUUGCUCUGGCGCAAGGAGCGGCGGCAUCGGCAGGUCCGGUUCCUCCCACUGCGGCGGCAUCGGCAGCCCGGCCGCUGGCCUCGCUGGCGUGCUCGUCGCCGGCGAGGCCGACGACGGGGGGUACCGCAGCAGCGGGAGGGUGCUCCUCGGGAUGCGGCUCAGGGUGCAGCUGCCGCCGCCGCCCGGUAAGGGGCCCGGCGGCGGCGGCGACCUCCCGGGCUCGCCGAUCGAGUUCGGCGUCAAGAACAGGGACGCCCAGCUCGCGCUGCUCUCGCCGGUGCAGCGCUCGCCGCUGUCGUCGGCGGCGGCGAGGCUGGCGCGGAGCCGGAGGAGCGAGGUGGAUGAGCUGGCCGAGGAGGACUACACCUGCGUCAUCGCCCGGGGGGCCAACCCCAGGAUGACCCACAUAUUCGAGGACCGCGUCGUCGAGAGCCGCGCCGGCGCCGGAGACGGCGAUGCCUGCUGCCACCUGAGCUCUUGCUCUGGGUGCAAGGAGGAUGCUCUCUUGCUGCAUAGCCAAUGCCACUAUGAACUCUUUGGCAAAGGAGUCGACGAUUCACCUGAUGCAUCGGUGAAACUGAAGCCCUGAAUCUUCAGCCUGAAUUUUAGCAGAGCCUAUAUGUCGAUUGUUGAGUGACAAAAUCAUUAUUAUCUCCGUGAGAAAUUUUGAUCCUAUUUUGAUCUGAAGGGAUGUAUGAUCUGUGCCUGACAGACCAAUAUUAUCCACAUUUUAUUGCAGUUUUUUUGUCCCUGUAAUCAGAACUAAUGACCUUGAGAAAUGCUGAGCCUGAAUCAAAGACUUCCCUUAUUGCUUUGGAUA